AUGUAUGUUGAAGGUAAAAUCGAAGGCAUGUAUAAGAAGGCGCACGCUGCAAUCCGAGCCAAUCCUCUGGCAGUCGCCAAAACGGCGAAGAAGGUGGAGAAGAAGAGAUGGACUGCCAAGAAGGCCACACUCGAGGUUCGUAAGAAUCGUAUCAGGAACAAGAAAAAUUAUUUGUUACGAUUGAAAUCUCUUCAAGAAGCGCAAUGA
Molecule: messenger RNA, 207 nt
Organism: Anisakis simplex (herring worm)
Lineage: Eukaryota; Metazoa; Nematoda; Chromadorea; Rhabditida; Anisakidae
Source: the annotation of a GenBank genome assembly